CUGCACGCACGUCGGGGGCGGGAGCGGCGCGCGCAACUCCUCGGGCCAAUAACUGCGCAGCGCGCGGGACCCGGGGCGGUGGGAAGCUCGGGCUGCCGUGGGGUCCGCAAGGGAGCCAGUGCGGCGGAGCCAUGGUCGGCCAACUGAGCGAGGGGGCCAUUGCGGUCAUAAUGCAGCAGCAGGAUACAUUCAUCAAACCCAUCCUCCAAGUCAUCAACAUCCGUCCCAUCACCACAGGGAACAGUCCGCCACGUUAUCGACUGCUCAUGAGUGAUGGAGUGAACACUCUGUCAUCUUUCAUGUUGGCCACACAGUUGAACACUCUUGUUGAGCAAGGACAAUUGGCCAGCAACUGCGUUUGCCAGAUUAACCGAUUCAUUGUGAACACCCUGAAAGACGGAAGGAGAGUAGUUAUUUUGAUGGAAUUAGAAGUUUUGAAAUCAGCCGAAGCAGUUGGAGUAAAGAUUGGCAAUCCAGUGCCCUACAAUGAAGGACAUGGGCAGCAGCAGGUAGCUCCUCCUCCAGUUCCAGCUGCCAGCCCAGCGAGCAGCAAGCCCCAGCCACAGAAUGGAAGCUCUGGAGUGGGUUCCACUGUUCCUAAGGCUUAUGGUGCGUCAAAGACAUUUGGAAAAGCUGGAGGUCCCAGCCUGUCCAGCACUUCCGCGGGAACACAGGCCAAAGUGGUGCCCAUUGCCAGCCUUACCCCUUACCAGUCCAAGUGGACGAUUUGUGCUCGUGUCACCAACAAAAGUCAGAUCCGUACCUGGAGCAACUCCCGAGGGGAAGGGAAGCUGUUCUCUCUAGAGCUAGUUGAUGAAAGUGGUGAAAUCAGAGCUACAGCUUUCAAUGAGCAAGUGGACAAGUUCUUUCCCCUCAUUGAAGUGAACAAGGUAUAUUAUUUCUCAAAAGGCACCCUGAAGAUUGCUAACAAACAAUUCACAGCUGUUAAAAAUGACUAUGAGAUGACCUUUAAUAAUGAGACUUCUGUCAUGCCCUGUGAAGAUGAUCGUCACUUGCCUACCGUUCAGUUUGAUUUCACAGGGAUUGAUAACCUAGAGAACAAGUCUAAAGACUCACUUGUUGACAUAAUUGGGAUCUGCAAGAGCUAUGAAGAUGCCACUAAAAUCACAGUGAGGUCUAACAACAGAGAGGUUGCUAAGAGGAAUAUCUACUUGAUGGACACAUCGGGGAAGGUGGUGACUGCUACGCUGUGGGGGGAAGAUGCUGAUAAAUUUGAUGGUUCCAGACAGCCCGUGCUGGCUAUCAAAGGAGCCAGAGUCUCUGAUUUUGGUGGACGGAGCCUCUCCGUGCUGUCUUCCAGCACAAUCAUCGUCAAUCCUGACAUCCCAGAGGCCUAUAAGCUUCGUGGAUGGUUUGACUCAGAAGGACAAGCCUUAGAUGGCGUUUCCAUCUCUGACCUAAAGAGCGGUGGACUUGGAGGGAGUAACACCAACUGGAAAACCUUGUAUGAGGUCAAAUCAGAGAACCUGGGCCAAGGCGACAAGGUAAAUAUUGCAGAUUUUCAAGAGAAUCAGUGGGUGACUUGUUUCCAGGAGUCUGCUGAAGCUAUCCUUGGACAAAAUGCUGCCUAUCUUGGAGAAUUAAAAGACAAGAAUGAACAGGCGUUUGAAGAAGUUUUUCAGAAUGCCAACUUCCGAUCCUUCAUAUUCAAAGUCAGGGUCAAAGUAGAGACCUACAAUGACGAGUCUCGAAUUAAGGCCACUGUGAUGGAUGUGAAGCCUGUGGACUACAGAGAGUAUGGCAGAAGGCUGGUCCAGAGCAUCCGGAGAAACGCAUCCAUGUGAGGAGAGAGUGCUGAUUGGGCAGAAGCUUGCAGGCGAAGAGCCAAAUGGAAUCCAUUUCCUCCCGCCCCUGUGUGCCAACCCCACAUUCACUACACAGCACAGAAGCUCUUUAUGGUGGACUAAGCAAUUUCCUCCCGUGUGUAUCCCACAGCCCAGUGGUAGGCAAUGGAGAGAGUGGCUGCGGUGUAGACCGUCAGGCCCAGGGCAUCCGCCAGCCGUGUAGUGUAGGACCCGUCACCCCUUGUCUCCAGGCCUCCGUCAGUGGUGUGAAGAUUCCAUUACCAUCCAGCAGGAAUGAUGAUGUCAGUAACUGACCCUCACUGUGGACGUGAAGUAAAUGAUGUGACUGGGUUUCUGCUUCUCCAGUGGUGACCCCCUCACACCUUGGGUUGUGUCUCGGCGGGGAGAGCUGAGAAGAGGUGGUGGGACACCUGGGUGUUUCAGUAAGUGUGUCUUCCUAGAUUCAAAGGCGCUGUCUUUCUGGAGGUGUUACCUAGUAGUUGAUGCUUGGAAUGGCGAUAGGGUAGAAUUAUUAAUCAAAGGCAUAUCUUUUAUAUCUGCAGAAUAUCCUUCUUUCAGGGUUUAAUAGCCUGAGUCAGAUGGGUCUGAUACUAAUCAGAAUUGUCUCUUCUGAGGACUGCUGAUAAGCACUGACUUGCCAUCCCCUAGGGAAAUCCAGGCAACUACAAAGCAUUUCUUUAGUUUCCACUUCAAUUCGAGUUGCAUUUCGGCUGGUGAACGUAGACUCUUCCUACCUGUUCAUAGUCCUUGCAUUCGCAUAUUUUGUUUUCUCGACUAAAGCUAUGUUCAGUGGAAAGGAUUUUGAAACCUUUUUGUUUCCCUUGCUUUGUUUUAAUAAACAGUAUAUUCUUUGCUUGUGAAUCCUA
Messenger RNA from Cebus imitator (Panamanian white-faced capuchin), 2692 nucleotides. It is a transcript of the gene RPA1, whose product is annotated as replication protein A1. Gene Ontology annotation, molecular function: single-stranded telomeric DNA binding; damaged DNA binding. The record is from RefSeq and is a predicted model, not a curated record. The coding region runs from base 132 to 1805 and encodes 557 amino acids. Gene Ontology annotation, biological process: DNA replication; nucleotide-excision repair; double-strand break repair via homologous recombination. Lineage: Eukaryota; Metazoa; Chordata; Mammalia; Primates; Cebidae. Gene Ontology annotation, cellular component: DNA replication factor A complex; nucleus. The transcript has 16 exons.